Molecule: messenger RNA, 8194 nt
Organism: Neofelis nebulosa (Clouded leopard)
Lineage: Eukaryota; Metazoa; Chordata; Mammalia; Carnivora; Felidae
Product: zinc finger protein OZF-like
Exons: 6
Coding region: 2152-3522 (456 amino acids)
Biological process (GO): regulation of transcription by RNA polymerase II; central nervous system development
Cellular component (GO): nucleus
Molecular function (GO): DNA-binding transcription factor activity, RNA polymerase II-specific; RNA polymerase II cis-regulatory region sequence-specific DNA binding
Source: RefSeq, a predicted model, not a curated record
GGCUCAGCCCGACUAAACACCUGGAAAGUCUCGCGAUAGAAGCAGGUCGAGGGCUGCGCCUGCUUCCGCAGUUAACACCGGAGAGUCCGCAGCCCUCACGGUGGGAGGGGGUGGCCUUGUCGCUCAGCUGAGGUCCCCGCAGGAGAGGCUGGGAGUUGAGGGGUCCGGUUCGCAGAAAACGAGGUUUCAGUCACUGGCUGCGGUAUUGGGAGUAAGGGCAUCAUGUUUGAUCAGCGAUUGAGCAUCUCUAGCGGUCCGUAAUUUUCGGUCUUUGGUUAGUAAUUAAGCGGGCCUGCCCCAAAUCACGAUUGCCGCCCGGUAUAGGUUGGUAUUUAGUGAUGCUGCUGAUAGUAGUGGACUCUGAGGAGGGUCAGCGACUGAUUGGGAAUUUGUGGGACUAGUGAUGGAGCGUGUCUUUGUGAUUCUGAGUCCCUCGGGUUGGGGUCACAUAGAAAUCAAUGAUUGGGCCCUGAAGACAGAUAUCCGUCUUUAGGGUUAUGUUAGGUCAAUGUGUGGGGGGCUGUAUUGGGCAGCUGUUAGGAGCUUGUGUGAUAGCUUAGGGAGCAGAUGGUUUGCGACUAGUGAUUGGGGCUCCAGCCCUGAAUUGUAACGGUUUGCAUUCAGGCUGCAUUCCACACGCAUAUUGUGCUGGGUUUUCUUGCAUGGGUUUAUGCCUGUAAGGAUGUGAGGGUCAGGGAGAGUUCCCAUCCUUCCCCCAAAGGUUUUGUUUCCACUCUUGGAUCUAUCUGGUCAAUAGACUUGAGGCAGUUUAUAUUCUCUGCUACUGUCUUGUAGCUAGCUAAGUACUUCAAGCCAAAGCCUCUCAAAAACCCUCUCUCAAAGCUCCUUUGCUUUCUCCCUGUCUUCUUUCAAUGCAUGUGCUCUCUCUGGACAGUUUCAACCACACUCAUUGCAUCACCUUCCACCUUGAAAGCCAUGACUUGCCAAUCUAUAGCACCAGCCUAGACAUUUCUAAUAAGCUCCAGAUUCACAGUAGCCAGCUGUCUCCUACACAUCUCUGUGGGGUUCACUCACAGAACCUCAAUCUUAACAUGAUAGAAAUAGAAUAUAUCUUCUUAGUUCUCCAUACUUCACCUGCUCAUCCUACUAUGUUCAUCAUCAUGAAGAGUCACCCUUACUUCAGAUGGCCAUAGUAAAAAUCCUGUAGACAUCUAGUUUUCUCCCCAGCCUUCUUCUCCCCAUGUCCAAUCAAUCUUCUGAUCAUGGUGAUUUAGCCUCCCUGACAUCUCUCGAGUUUGUCCUCCCCAUUCCCACUGCUGUGGUCCUAGUUCAGACUGCCUCUUCCCUUGCCCUAAAUUUGUAUCAGGAAGCCCUUGUAGCAGAGUGUUGCAAACUAAGGGAAAGUCAGAGGAAGGAAUGGCUGAUUCUAUCCAGGAAAGGCUUUUUAGAGGAGGUGACAUUUGAACUGAGCCUAUACAUUUGAAGUGGUCCUGUAAGUCUAUUGAUGACAGUGACUGUUACGGCUUAUUAAAUGUAUCAAGCUAGUGAAUUGUGCCCUUUAGGACUUCAUUGAUAAGAGUUUGGGUUAAGAGGUCAGUAGGACAAUAGCUGCUAAAAAUAACAAUCUUUUUUUUUUUAAUUUAAAAAGCAGCCGUUUAUUUUAGAAAAACUGGAAAAUGAAAAUGCUAAAUACAAGCCAAUAGAAAUCACUUUUAAUCCUACCACCAAAGGAUAAAUAUCUAAUUAUAGAUUUAUGGGGCCAAAGGAGGAGGAGAAACUUUUUAAAUGUAUAAAGGAAUACACAUUCACAAAGGUAAAACAUACCAUGACCUGACCUUUUCAGAACUGUAAGUUAAUAAGUUGAUGUUAUCACAGCAUAAUCUUUUGUGGUCUCUCUGAAAGACACUUUUGAAAGGGGCAGGAAUUCACAGGGCAGGCCCAGACUCUUAAGGUGGUCUUCUUUUUCUCCCCUCCCUGCUCAUCCCAGCUCUGUCUUUACAAGAUACCUGUGCCUUCUGAAGAGCAACAGAAAAUGACCAAGUCUCAGGUUGAGACCCUCAAAGUGUAUAUCAAAUUGAACAGGAACGUCCUGUACAGAGAUUUGUGUCAUUCAAGGAUGUGACUGUGGACUUCACUUGGGAGGAGUGGCAACAGCUGGAUUCUGCUCAAAGAAACCUAUACAGGGAUGUGAUGCUGGAGAACUAUAGCAACCUUGUCUCAGUGGGGUAUCAGUAUCUGAAGUCAGAUGUAGUCUUAUUGAAGCAAGGAGAACCAUGGAUGGAGGGGGGAGAAAUCUCAAAUUGGGCCUAUCCAGACUUUGAAACUGGAAUGAAAGAAUUAACACAGAAGAGCAUUUCUGAAGAAGUGGUACUCUAUAACAUGAUUGUAUACUCAACCUUUGAAGACUGGAAACUUGAAGAUGAGAUAAAUCACCAGGAAAACCAGGACAAUUUUUUGAACCAAGUUGCAUUCAUUAACAAUAAGCCCCUGACUGAGCAGAUAGAUUGUGAAUGUAACAGUGCACUGGGGAAAGGAAUUCAUCUGAACAGAACAUCUAGUGAACACAACAGAGCCUUCAUGCAAAAGCCACACCUUUUUGCACAGCCGAAAAUUCUAACCAGUGAGAAAUCAUAUAAAUGUGUUCAGUGUAGAAAAGCCUUCAGUGGAAAGUCGGGACUUAUUGUACAUCAGAGAAUUCAUACUGGAGAGAAACCAUACAAAUGUAAUGAAUGUGAAAAAGCCUUUAUUCAGAAGUCACAACUCACUGUACAUCAGAGAACUCAUACAGGAGAGAAACCCUAUGAAUGUAAUGAAUGUGGGAAAGCAUUCAUCCAGAAGUCAAACCUCAUUAUUCAUCAGAGGAUUCACACAGGGGAAAAACCAUAUGAAUGCAAUGAAUGUGGGAAAGCUUUCAUCAAGAAAUCAACACUUAGUGUUCAUCAAAGAGCUCAUACUGGGGAGAAACCAUAUGAAUGUAGUGACUGUGGGAAAGCCUUCAUCUGGCAGUCACAGCUCAUUGUACAUCAGAGAAUUCAUACUGGGGAGAAACCCCAUGGAUGUAAUGAAUGUGGAAAAGCCUUCAACAGGAAGUCAGAACUAAGUGUACAUCACAGAAUUCACACUGGAGAGAAACCCUUUGAGUGUAAUGAAUGUAAAAAAGCCUUCAUUCAAAAGUCAGAUCUAAUUGUACAUCAGAGAACUCACACUGGGGACAAAAGGUAUCAAUGCAAUGAUUGUGGGAAAGCCUUCAUCCGGAGCUCACAGUUCAUUGAACAUCAGAGAAUUCAUACUGGGGAGAAACCCUAUGAAUGCAGUGAAUGCAGAAAAGCUUUUAUCCAGAAAUCACAACUCAUUGUGCAUCAAAGAAUCCAUACUGGGAUGAAGCCAUAUGAAUGCAUUGAGUGUGGAAAAGCCUUUAGUAAGAAGUCACACCUCACUGUGCAUCAUAGAAUACACACUGGAGAAAAACCCUAUGCAUGUAGUAAUUGUAGAAAAGCUUUCAGCAAGAAAUCUACUCUCAUUGUUCAUCAGAGAAUUCAUAUUGAACACAAAUCCUUUUAAUGGAAUGAGAAAACUUUGAUUCAGCGAUCAAAGUUUCAUCACACAUCCUAGAAUUCAUUAAGCCUAAAAAUUCUAUGAAUGUACUAAACUUGAGGAGCCUUCAACAAUAGCUCCCAAACUAUUAAGCACCAAAAAUAAAUACCAAGAAGCAACUUUGAGAAAUCAUGUUUCCAAAAAAAAAUUACAUUGGACAUCUUGGUUCAGGCCUGAUAGUAAAAGUUUUUUUUUAAGUAUGAUAGAAAAAUCUCAACCACAUGUGAUUGACUUGUUCACUGUGUAGUACAAGUUUUUUUAAAUGAGUGAGUAUAGUUGGCAUUUGAGCAACAUGGGUUAGGGGCACCAUUGCCCUAUGCAGUUGAAAAUUCAUGUGUAACUUAACUCUCCAAAAACUUAACUAAUAAAUAGCCUCCUACUAUUGACUGGAAACCUUACUGGUAACAUAACCAUUGAUUAACACGUUUUUAUAUUAUAUGUAUCAUAUAUUGUAUUCUUACAAUUAAGUAAGCUAUAAAAAGAAAAUGUUAUUAAAAAGUCAUAAGGGGGUGCCUAUGGGGCUCAGUCAGUGGAGCAUGCGACUCUUAAUCUUGGGGUUGUGAGUUAGAGCCCCACAUUAGAUGUAGAGAUUAUUUAAAAAUCUUUUUAAAAAGUCAUAAGGAAGAGAAAAUACAUGUAUAGUAUUGUACUGUAUUUAUAAAAAAAAUCCAAGGACCCUCAUAGUUCAAACCUGUAUUGUUGAAGGGCCACCUUCAAAUUGAUUAAUCAGGACAACAAAAUGACAACUAUAUGUGAUUAUCCUACAAAUCAUGUAGGAAUGGCAUACAUAACCCAAAUUAUCUGUCAUUUGGAAAUGGCUAUGGAUAUUCAUGCCUGCUUUACUUUCCACACUAAAUGACACCAUUUUCCCCACAUCUUAAAAAAUGUAAAAGGAUACAUUGUAACUAAAUUACAACUAGCUCUUCCCCCCACUCUUUCUUGAUGUGUAUAGAAUUACGAGAAGAUGAAACCAGUGUUAUUUAUAAAGACAUCAAAAGUUUGGUGUCUUUGAUACUUUUAUACUUUUGAAAAUAUUGCUUGAUGUAAAGCAUUCAGAAGUAAGAGAUACAUCAAACAACAGCCAAAGCAAGUAGUGGAUGUAGACAAUGUUGGCAUACUCAACAUAUGACAAAAAUUGUUCUACACAAAGGAAUUCCUCCUGUUCAUAGCCCUUUUUCAGCUCAUGGUAUUUACAUGCAUACUCUUAUGCAUAUCUUGAGAUCUUUAUAUCCUUGUGAUUAUCAGAAGUGAAUUUUUUAAAAGCCUUCUAGAUUGGAUAUUUCUACCACACUUUCUGCUAAGUAAUUUUACAUGUACUUUCUCAUUUAAUCCCUUCAGCAAAUGCAUGAAACUGAGCUUAUCACCAUUUUAUAGGUGAGGCAAGCCUAGAGAAGUUUCUUGACCUGGCUAAACCCAUGUGGCUAAUAAGUGGAAGGUUGGGAUUCAGAUCAACCUCUUAGCCUCCACACAAUUCUGUCCCACUGGAGACAUGGAGGAGUUGGUGUCAUGUCACUUCAGCUCGACAGAAUUUAAAUGAACUUGACAUAAUAUGGUAUUCUGUAUCCUGUCCCUACAUCAUGCUAAAUAAAUUAACAAGAAACAUGCAUUUUAAAAACUGUUUAUUUAUUUUGACAGAGAGAAAUAGAGAGCAAGCAGGGGAGGGGCAGAGAGAGAAUCCCAAGCAGGCUCUGCACUGACGGUACAGAGCUUGACACGGGGCUCAAACCCACAAACCUUGAGAUCAUGACCUAAGUUGAAAUCAAGAGUUAGACACUUAACUGACUGAGCCACCCAGUUGCUCCAAGAAACAUGCAUUUUGAAGGGACUAUUAAAUUGUAGUUUCUUAUAUGUAGAAGCUCUUGGAGAUACAUUUUGAGGGGUAUCUAUUUUGCUGCCCUAUAUGUUUUCUUGUGACCAGCCUGAACAUAGAAAUAAUACUAUUAUUUUAUAGUUUGUUUGCAAAUUAAGUCUUUGUUUUGUUGAGUUGUCAUUUUAUCAUAAAUAACUUUUCUUAGAAAUUCUAUUAUCCAAGGCAUCCUUUCCUUUUAGUUUUUAUUAUUUUAUUUUAUUUUUAAGUGUUUUAUUUAUCUUUGAGAGAGAAAGCACACAUAGGGAAGGGGCAGAGACAGAAGGGGACAGAGGAUCCGAAGCAGGCUCUGCACUGAGAGCAGUGAGCCAGAUGCAGGGCUUGAGCUCACAAACCAUGAGAUCAUGACCUGAGCCGAAGUAGGGCACUCAACCAGCUGAGCCACCCAAGCACCCUGGCAUUCUUUCCUUUUAAAGAACAAUAACUUCAUAUAAGUUGUAAAUAUUGUUGUCAAGUAAUAUUAUGAAAAGAGAGGUUCAUAUCAAAAACCUUUCAGCCUUUCCCUAAAAUGAAGGUGGAGCUGAUAUUGAGCUUGAUCCUAAGUUUUUGUUUUGUUUUGUCAGAGAGAGAGAGAGAGAGAGAGAGAGAGAGAGAGAGAGAGAGUGUACAUAUGUGGAAGCUGGGUAGGAGCAGAGGAGGAAGGAGAAUCUGAAGCAGCCUCCACAGCCAGCACAGAGCCUGAUGUGAGGCUCCAUCUCAUGACUGAUAUCAUGACCUGAGCUGAAAUCAAGAGUCGGAUACUUAACCAACUGAGCCACCCAGGGUCCCUGAUCCUAAAUUUUUAUCAAAUAUUUUUUCUUAGAUUUUAAAUUAAAAGUAAUAUUUUAAAAUAGGAAGUGUCAAUAAUAGUCAUGAUUUUUACUGUAGAUUUUAACUUUGCAGUAAUGGUUUUAAACUAAUAAGUGAAUUGCAGUCAUGUAAUUCUUUAUUAGUCAUUUUUUAUUAGUCACUUUUGAAGAUAAAUACCGGGGGUGCCUGGGUGGUUCAGUUGGUUGAGUGUCCAACUUCGGCUCAGGUCAUGAUCUUCACAGUUUGUGAGUUCAAGCCCUGCAUCAGGCUCUGUGCUGACAGCUCAGAGCCUGGAGCCUGCUUCGAAUUCUCUCUCUCUCUCCCUCUCUGCUCCUCCCCCACUCAUGCUCUCUCUGUCUCUCCUUCAAAAAUUAAAUAAUUAAUUAAUUAAUUUAAAAAAAGAAUAUUAAAGAUAAAUACUGAGUUGGGAUGUAAAUGUAUGAAAUUGAUUUUCUAAACAAAUAUCAGGAACUAAAAUAUUCACAUGUAUCUUGCCCUUCAAUGUUUGCAUCUUGGAAACUAUAUGAUAAUGCCACUUAUGCAGUUAUGCCAAUCAUUUAUGGAAUUCCUCUCUCUUAGAACUUCUCUCAGAUCCAGCUUGCCUGUUAGGCCUCAUAUGGAACUAUGUAGUAUUUUCAGAGACCCUUCAUUCAUUAGAAUACAUUGUUUUUCUAGCCCUUCUCCCUCCUCACUAUCAUCCCAUUAAUUCUGUAUAUGACUUCAGCAAGAAGAAAGCUUGUGCCCCUUCUAUAGGCAUUUCAAGUCUCAGACCCUUAGAAGAUUCAGUAUCUCUAUUUUCAAUGUCUUGUCUUCUAUUUAAUGGUUUCCUUUACAUAGCUACCAUCACCAUGAGCAUAAAAUAGGUAGGAAAUUCUUACAGUUUUUUUUUUUUAACUUUCCUCCUGUAUUUUGACAUCUGAGCCUAUUGUAUUCUCUUUAAAUGGAUACUUCAUACUGCCUCCUUUCUACUUCAGUAGUAUUACUUAGGUAUUUUUUGGGCACUAUGAAUUAGGUACUAGUGUCUUCAACAACUGGAAUUUAAGGGAUUACACAGGACACCACGAUUCAUACCCAGGGACUCUGAAACAUUAUACUGUACAUAAACUCACAGAUAUUUCAGAGUUUCCAGGCAGAGUUAAAAGUUGAAACAAAUGGGAGCACCUGGGUGGCUCAGUUGGUUAAGUGUCCGAUUCUUGAUUUUGGCUCAGGUCAUGAUCUGGAGUUGUAAGAUUGGGACCCACAUUAGGCUCCAUGCGGAGCCCCCUUAAGAUUCUCUCUCACUCUCCCUUUGCCCCUCUCUGCCACUUGAGCUCGCUCUCUCUCUCAAAAAAAAAAAAAAAAUUAAACAAAUGGAACUACUCUAGUAAUGCCGAAAAUAUGGUUUAAAAUGGUUUGCAAAUUAAAGAAUUGCAAUGUUUACAUGCUUGCUGUUGAGAUUUACUUGAAGCUAUGUAUGCUGAUGGUCACCCAAAUGCUUAGAUACUAUGUUUAUUUCAACUUCAAAAUGUUGUCACAGUUGCACACUUCACAGUCGAAUCUCCCAUAUUUUAGACAUUCUUAGAGUAUAACAGAUCAAAAUGGUAUUAUGCAAGUGUGUGAGUGGGUAUGGUUAGGAUGGGAGGGAGGCACACCAUGGGUUUUUCUGAAAAGGUGGAGAAAAUCAAAUUUCCAUUUGUUAGCCUAAGUAGAGAUGAAUCACAAGAAAAAAUAAAAAAAGUUAAAUGAUAUUGAAAUGAAAAUAAAAUAUAUCAAAGUAUUGGAAAUGCCACUAAACCAGAGCUUGGAGUAAAAUUUAUAGUGUCAAAUGUUUUACUAGAAAAGAAGAAAUGUGUAAAAUUAAUUAGUCAAGCUUCCUUCUUAUGAAGAUAUGAACAAAUGAAACCCCAAAUACUGUUAAUUUUCCAAAUUAUUUUGGCUCUUGCAUUUCCAUCUCUGUUUUACACUUUUGUGUGUUUUCUAACCCAUUAAAAAUAUAAAAAUACA